Molecule: messenger RNA, 792 nt
Organism: Sporothrix brasiliensis 5110
Lineage: Eukaryota; Fungi; Ascomycota; Sordariomycetes; Ophiostomatales; Ophiostomataceae
Product: large subunit ribosomal protein L7Ae
Exons: 2
Coding region: 1-792 (263 amino acids)
Biological process (GO): ribosome biogenesis
Cellular component (GO): ribonucleoprotein complex
Source: RefSeq, a predicted model, not a curated record
AUGAUAGGCACCCAAAGCUACCGGCAAGAAGGCCGCUCCGGCCCCUUCCCCCAGUCCCGCGCUGGCAAGAAGGCCCCCAAGAACCCUCUCAUUGAGAAGCGCCCCAAGAACUACGGCAUCGGCCAGGACAUCCAGCCCCGCCGCAACCUGUCGCGCAUGGUGAAGUGGCCCGAGUACGUCCGCCAGCAGCGCCAGAAGAAGAUCCUCGGCCUGCGCCUCAAGGUGCCCCCAGCACUGGCCCAGUUCCAGCACGUCCUGGACCGCAACACGGCCGCCCAGGCCCUGAAGCUGCUCAACAAGUACCGCCCGGAGACCAAGGCCGAGAAGAAGGAGCGCCUGCUGAAGGAGGCCACCGCCAUCAAGGAGGGCAAGAAGAAGGAGGACGUCAGCAAGAAGCCCUACACCGUCAAGUACGGCCUGAACCACGUUGUCGGCCUCGUCGAGAACAAGAAGGCCUCGCUCGUCCUGAUCCCCAACGACGUCGACCCCAUUGAGCUCGUUGUUUUCCUGCCGGCUCUGUGCCGCAAGAUGGGCGUCCCCUACGCCAUCAUCAAGGGCAAGGCCCGCCUCGGCACUGUCGUGCACAAGAAGACGGCCGCUGUCCUGGCCCUGACCGAGGUCCGCUCCGAGGACAAGACCGAGCUGAGCAAGCUCGUCUCGGCCGUCAAGGAGGGCUACCUGGAGAAGAACGAGGAGGCGCGCAAGCGGUGGGGUGGUGGUAUCAUGGGCGACAAGGCCAACAAGCGCACCGAGAAGAAGCGCAAGGCUCUGGAGUCCGCCAUCAAGGUGUAA